AGGAUAUUGACGAUGUUGUCGUCAUCUAUGAGCACUAUAGGUACUUGAUGAUUAGAGAAGAUUGUAGAGAUAAGGGCAUCUUUAUGGGGAAAAGCUACCCUUUCGGUUUCCUCAAUAGUGAAGAUGAUGCGUUGGUGCCAAUGCCUCAAAAUCGUAUGGAAUGCAGCCGUUUCUAUAAUUUACCAGUGGUUUUUCUAACCACCGAAGGUGGUUUUCAUGACCGCCUCAACGAUUCCGCCCCUACAAU
This is a messenger RNA of Dovyalis caffra, 247 nucleotides long. The record is from the annotation of a GenBank genome assembly. NCBI's taxonomy places the organism in Eukaryota, Viridiplantae, Streptophyta, Magnoliopsida, Malpighiales, Salicaceae.